Molecule: messenger RNA, 3663 nt
Organism: Volvox carteri f. nagariensis
Lineage: Eukaryota; Viridiplantae; Chlorophyta; Chlorophyceae; Chlamydomonadales; Volvocaceae
Gene: rlsC
Product: RegA-like protein RlsC
Exons: 4
Coding region: 1-3663 (1220 amino acids)
Source: RefSeq, a predicted model, not a curated record
AUGUGUGGUGGUCGCGGCGGUCAGAGCCACAUAGCGCAUACAGCUGCCGCGAAGGCAGCAGACACAGGACAGGGGAGGGAGGGAAAGGCGUGGGAUCAGCAGCAGCAGUACCAGCGGGUGCUCAUCCCCCCCCGCCGGGGCCUCCGAAUGGGACAACAGCGGCAGCAGCAACAGCAGCAGCACCCGGAGCAGCAGCAGCAGCAGCGGCAGCAGCAACAGCGUCAACCGCCGCCAGCAGCGGCGGCGGCGGGACUGCCACUGCCGCCGCCACUGUUGCUGCAGUCCUAUCGUACGUCCCCACCCCACCCUCAGCUGCGCGCCACCGCCGCCGCCGCCGGCGGCAGCAGUAGUUCCGCCGCAGCUGCCAGCUAUGGCAGCGGCAGCGGCGGCGGCGGACACUGGUCUACACGGCCGCCGGGCUUGUUCUUGCCACCGCCGCCACGUGCGCGACAAGUCGUGUCGCAUCCCAUCGUCCUAUCCAGACCGGACACCCCCGGAAGCUCCCCACCGCAUCAGCGACCGCCGCCACAGCUGCCGUUGUACCGCCUGCAUCCACGGGCCCUAUACGCUGAAGCUGAAUCGCUGCCUGACGAUGAGGGGGAGGCUGAACCAGGGCCGUCGGCGCCGCCACCACCGCCGACGCCGCUGCGCGUGCUCCGCGCCAUAGCUCCCGCUGGGCACACUGCGCCGCAUCCGUCGCGGGGGCCGCCGCCGCUGCCGCCGCCACCCAUGCCCAUACGGCUGCAAGAGGGUCCUUGGCGUGCGUUUGCAGGUCCCCGCCUUGCCGCACGUCCGCUGCGGCCCUUGCACCCACCGCCGGGGGCGGAGGCCGAUGUGCCGUACGAUCUGUCUUCACUGGCGGCCGACCCAGCGACCCCAUUGCGUAUGCGACGCCAUCCCUUCGCAUCAGCGGCGCCGUCGGCGGCACAGCCGCCGCCGCCACCGCGUACGGCAAUGGCACCCCCGACGUACGGCGCGCUACCGCCACCGCGCCAGCGCGGCAACAGCAUGCCAGGGCACUCGUACGUGGUGGCGGCGGCGCCGCCGCCAUGGAUAGAUCCACGGGUCCCACAACAGAGGCUUUCCUAUGGGCUGGGACGGCUGGUGGCGGGAGCGUUAGCGCCGCCGCCGCCAGCCUUCCCUGGACCUCACUUCCAGCCGCAGCGCCCGCAGCCGCACGUGCGCUCCCGUAGCUUCGACGACCCAGAGACAUCCCCCGCCGCGGCGGCGGCAGCGGCCGCUGCAUCGGCGGCUGCCGCCGCCGUCCAUCCUACCGCCACCGCCGCCAGUGAUCACUCUGAAGAAAGCGGCGGGGCGGGAUUCGAUGGAGAGGCCAGCACAGCAUCCCCCCCCAGCACAUCCGUACAACCCCCGGAGUCGAACAUCGAACAUCAAAGUAUCGAAGUCACAGUUGCUGUCCGAGUCCAGCGCGCCGCCGCCGCCGGCGGAGCUGCCGGCACCAGCAUUGGCGGCGUCGCCGCAGCCGUCGGCCGUACUUGGCCAGACGAUCCGCAGGCGCAGAGUCCGCAGCUGCAGAGUCAGGGCGCGGCUGCACCCGCCGAGCUACGCGCCGGCUACGCACCCGGGCCAGUACGAGGCCGGUUCGACGUGCCACGCUACUUGGCGGGUCGCGACUGCAUCUUUCAUAACGGCCGCUGGAUGUCUCGAUCGAAUUUCGAGCGGGUGGGUGGCAGCAAGAUGGCCAAGUGGUACCGGUCCAUCCGCGUGUUGCCUGAUUUGGAACCGCUGGGCGAGUGGCUGGAGCGCCACGGCAUGCCAGUUACCAAGGGACCCGCAAGACGCAGCAGCAAGCGUGCGGCAGCGGACAGCGGCGAUGAGCCAUCCCCCAUGGGUACAGCACCGGGACAGGCUGAAGCUGCCGCCGCCGCCGCCUCUGCCGCCACACGCGGCAGCUCCGACGCAGAUGACCCCCUCCUUGCGGCAUCCGAGUACGAUACCUUCGCCCGCCCAGCCCGAAUACCUGUAAGGCACGACAUCAGCGGUACGGCUGGCGCUGGCGGCGAGGCGUCUGGGGGCCUGGUGCAGCGCCUUCGGACAAUCUCGCCGCUGGUGACGGCGCCAGUACGACCAUCAGUACGCCCUACUCUGUUGACGUCGCCGCUGACGCCGCUGCCACUGCCGCAGCGAUUUAGCGGCGGUCCGAUGGAGGCGGGUGGCUUGUACGGCAUUCCUAUACGGCGUAUGGGUUCAGCCGCCGCCGCCGCCGCUGGUGCAGCCACUGGCAGUGGCGGCUACACGGUAGCGGAGCGUGAUUCAGGUGUUUCUGCAGGCGUGGCUUUUCCACAGCAACAACAGCAACAGCAACAAGGAGCAACGUCUGCGGAGGGUGUGGAGGACGCGGCUGCGGCUGCGGCUGCGGAGGAGGAAGAGGAAGAGGAGGUAGCCACGCUCAGGUGGUUGCGGCGGCAAGCGAGCCGUGCCGCAGCGGCAGCCUCCGCUGCAAGCCACGAGCCUGCAGCUGCAGCAUUAGGGCCUGUACGGCUAAGCUCAACGUUGCGGUCCGCCGGCGACCCGCCGUCGGAAGCGUCGACGGCGGUGCAGGUGGUGUUCAGGUGGCCGGCGCCGCCGCUACCAGAGGCAGCGGCGGCGGCAGCAACAGCCACCGCAGUAAUGGUGACGACUGAGCCGCCGCAGCCGCCGCAGCCGCUACCCCCAGAGGCGCCCGAGGUGCUCACCGCACUCACCGAGCAUCAGCGCUUCGCCAAACCUUCUCAACCGCGACACGCGACACGCGACGAUGACGCGGAUCCGUACUACUACCAGCAGGAACAGCUGCACAGCACUGAUCUCGGUGUAGAACCGCAGCCAGAACGGACGCUUCCGCCGCCGCCGCCACCGCCGCCGCCGCCACCGCCGCCGCACCGUCACCUUGCUAGCACAGGUGGCGGCGUCGCCGCCCUGGCGGCCCAGACUCUGCAUGAUGUAGCUGCGCAGCGGCAACAGGAUCCGCCGGCGCCGGGGCUUGCGUCAUCAGAGGGGCGCAUUUCGCCGACCCAGCAACUGCACGGUGACCCCACUGCCGCCGCCGCCGCUGCAGCGGAGGAGGCCGCCGUAUCGUACACAUACACCCGCAAGAGAGCAUCCUCAUUGACAGAUAUGCCGUACUAUCGUCCCGACCGUCGGCUGAUUACCUUGGAGCUCGAUACCGCGGCCGCGGCGCCCCACAGCGCUGAGAAUGUCAGCAGCAGCGCCGGCGGCAGCACUGCUGCUUCAGCUGCAGCGAUGGCGACGAUGGCGAUGAUGCCGCCAUUACCUUUGUGGCAGAAGCAUAGGUUCGUUGCGGAGCCCAGGUUGCCGACAUCGCACCAGCAGCAGCAGCAGCAGCAGCCAGCGGCGCCGGCGCCACCGCCGCUUCAGCCACUCCCGGAGGUUUUGGAGCAGCGGCAGGAGCAGCGGCAGGAGCAGGAGCAGGAGCUCAUGCAUUUGGGCCUGGAACGACACUUAGGCCGCUUAGCGCCGGAAUGGGAGUUGGAAGAAGAGCCGAUUUCGCAGCAGGAGGAGGAGGAGGAGGAGGCGGUGGAGGCGGAGGCAGCGGAUGCGAUUGGAGUUGUUGGGGAGGCGCUGGAGGCGCCGGACGUUGCGGAGCAGGUGUUGCAAUCGGGAAUCUACCUGUUUACUGUUGUCUCAGACCACGUUGUCUGA